AUGGGCUCGUUUCCAAAGCAGCGAGUUCAGCACUCCCGGCCAUUCACAACUACCAGUGUUGACUUUGCAGGGCCGCUGAUCAUCAGAAGUGGAAUUAGAGGAAGACCUGGAAAAAAUGCAUUGAUCGCAAUAUUUGUUUGUUUCUCAACGAGAGCAGUCCACAUCGAAGCAGUAGAAGAUUUAACAGCCAAUGCUUUUUUAACAGCAUUUAGAAGGUUCGUUUCCAGAAGAGGAAAACCGAACAUGGUCUGGAGUGAUAAUGGAACGAAUUUUAUUGGGGGAUGCAAGGAGCUAACCGUUUAUGUGAGCAAGGUUGAUGGUUUUCUAGCAUCAGAAGGAGUAACUUGGAAGUUUAAUCCACCCGCAACGCCACAUUUUUGUGGAAUAUGGGAGAGCGCAGUAAAAAGCGCCAAAUUCCACCUCACAAGGGUAGUUAGGGGCACCUCUCUAACCCUGAGUGAGCUGCAAACGCUAUUAUGCCAAAUAGAGGCAUACAUGAAUUGUCAACCCCUUACCAUUAAACGUGUGUAA
Molecule: messenger RNA, 531 nt
Organism: Acyrthosiphon pisum (pea aphid)
Lineage: Eukaryota; Metazoa; Arthropoda; Insecta; Hemiptera; Aphididae
Exons: 1
Coding region: 1-531 (176 amino acids)
Biological process (GO): DNA integration
Molecular function (GO): nucleic acid binding
Source: RefSeq, a predicted model, not a curated record